Eupeodes corollae is the source of this 2298-nucleotide messenger RNA. It is a transcript of the gene Tip60, whose product is annotated as histone acetyltransferase Tip60. The coding region runs from base 154 to 1563 and encodes 469 amino acids. Gene Ontology annotation, molecular function: histone acetyltransferase activity. The record is from RefSeq and is a predicted model, not a curated record. NCBI's taxonomy places the organism in Eukaryota, Metazoa, Arthropoda, Insecta, Diptera, Syrphidae. The transcript is spliced from 5 exons. Gene Ontology annotation, biological process: regulation of DNA-templated transcription.
AGUGUGUCACUACAUGACAAUCUUUAGAUUGACUGCUAUUUGUUUUAUAAAUUCAGAAAAUAUUAAACUUUUAAUAAUUUAAGCAAAAGAAGUAUUUAUUUUAAACAGCAUAUUUCUAUCGUGGAAUAGAACUCGACCAACAAAAGACACUCAAUGAAAGUCACAUCGAAACUAGAUUUUGAUGAAGAUUUUUCAUCAAUAUGCGAAUCUACGGCGGCUCUAACUGAAGGUUGCAGACUUCCAGUUCGCAUGCACAAAACCGAUGAUUGGCCACUUGCAGAAAUUGUUAGUAUUAAGGACGGUGAAGGGAAACGGCAGUUCUAUGUGCAUUAUGUCGAUUUUAACAAACGCUUAGAUGAAUGGGUGGAAGAAGAAGACCUUGACACACGGAAAGUCCAGUUUCCAAGAAGGGAUGGCACAACGACUGGGGCAAGCACUGGUGUUACAACUCCAAAAAAGCAUCAUUCCUUGACGGGCACAGGUAGCGUCUCACGACCCACCAGUCCUGUACCGUUAAAUAAUGAAAUUGUAAAUGGAAAUGCUGUCUUAGCAGCGGCCUUGCAAAAGAAAAUCAACCGAAAGAGAAAGCUCACUCCACAAGCUGUGCCAGUAGUUGAAAUACCCGAGGAAAAUUCACAAGAUGGACUCACCCCUCGUCAAUCAGGAAGCAUGGUCAUACACCAGGAUGACGUAGUCACUCGAAUGAAAAACGUCGAAAUGAUCGAGCUGGGUAGGAAUCGUAUUAAGCCUUGGUACUUCUCACCCUAUCCUCAGGAACUUUGUCAAACUCCCUGCAUUUACAUAUGCGAAUUCUGUCUUAAAUAUCGCAAGAGCAGAAAAUGUCUCGAACGUCACCUGAUCAAGUGUAACCUGCGCCAUCCCCCGGGAAACGAAAUCUAUCGAAAACACACUAUCUCCUUCUUCGAAAUCGAUGGUCGCAAAAAUAAGGUCUAUGCUCAGAAUCUCUGCCUUCUGGCAAAGCUCUUCCUCGACCACAAGACACUUUACUACGAUACCGAUCCGUUUCUCUUUUAUGUCAUGACUGAAUUCGACUCGAGAGGCUUCCAUAUUGUUGGGUACUUCUCAAAGGAGAAGGAAAGCACAGAAGACUACAAUGUGGCCUGCAUCUUGACCAUGCCACCGUACCAACGCAAGGGAUAUGGCAAGUUGCUUAUCGAAUUUAGUUACGAACUAUCAAAGUUUGAAGGCAAAACUGGCUCUCCAGAGAAACCCUUAUCUGAUUUGGGUUUGCUGUCUUACCGCUCCUACUGGGCUCAGACAAUUCUCGAAAUCUUUAUAGCCCAAAAACCGGCAGGCGAAAGCGAAAAACCUCAUAUCACCAUCAAUGAUAUUUGCGAGGGAACUAGCAUAAAGAAGGAGGAUGUUAUUUCCACCCUUCAAAAUCUUAACCUAAUCAACUACUAUAAGGGACAGUAUAUUGUGUGCAUAAGUCGCGAGAUUAUCGAUCAACAUAAAAAGGCAAUGGACAACAGAAAGAUACGAAUAGACUCGAAAUGUUUACACUGGACGCCAAAAGAUUGGUCAAAACGCUCAAAAUGGUAAACAUAUAAAAAUCGAAUUGUUCAUCUAGGGCGAAUAUUUGUUUGUUUAUUUUAUAUUUUUAUUUUGUAUUUAUUUUUAUUUUUUUGUUUAUUUAAAUCGUCACACCACAACUGGAAACAUAUCAAAAUAUCUGCACAACCAGAACACAAUACAGUUUUUGAGCAUCAAAGGCAAACUCAUUUCAUCUGCCUUGUCAAAUCUUAUCAUUCGCAGAUUGGAUGGAGAUCGAUAUCACUAAUCCGUAAAAAUAAUUUAAGAUGUACUAUUUUUCAGAUUACGACACCAUUCAGAAGAAUUUCAAAAUUUACCUCAGAUAAUAAAAGGAAGCAAUUAUUCUGUAUUGAUGGAUGUAAUUAAAUUGCAUAAUAUUUAAUCCAAAUAUUAAUUCUCUAAACAAGAAAUAAGGUUGUUUCGGUGUUGUUUGUUUGAUCCGCGCGGAUUGAUAAAUACAAAUUUCCAUUUGCCGAAAUUGGCGAUUGCCUUUCUGAGCUUUCUUGCAAAAGUCACAUCUACCCAAAAACUCCCUAACCAGAUCAAUCCUUUCAAUUUUCCAUAUUUGACAUUACUUAAAACUUGUUAUUAUACUUAAAAGAAAAAGUGAUGAAUAGUUUCAUUCAUUGGUGAGAUUUUUGCAAUCGAAAUAGCGAAUAUAAUUGCUUUAAAAUGUUUGCUGUUAAAUGAUAUUAUUUAAAAUUUUAAAUAUAAGAUCAAAUAAAUAUAAAAUAAAUGUCUGUA